Messenger RNA from Chiloscyllium plagiosum (whitespotted bambooshark), 1140 nucleotides. Lineage: Eukaryota; Metazoa; Chordata; Chondrichthyes; Orectolobiformes; Hemiscylliidae. The record is from RefSeq and is a predicted model, not a curated record.
AUGGCGGGCUGGGAUGAAGGGGCUAGUGGGAGAGGAAAGAGUUGGCGGGGGGGAGGGGAUGAUGGAGCUGUAGGAUCACGGGAGAGAGGGGGGCACAAAGAAGAGGAGGGGUCUGUGGGGGGCCACGGAGAAGAGGAGGGGUCUGUGGGGGGCCACGGAGAAGAGGAGGGGUCUGUGGGGGGCCACGGAGAAGAGGAGGGGUCUGUGGGGGGCCACGGAGAAGAGGAGGGGUCUGUGGGGGGCCACGGAGAAGAGGAGGGGUCUGUGGGGGGCCACGGAGAAGAGGAGGGGUCUGUGGGGGGCCACGGAGAAGAGGAGGGGUCUGUGGGGGGCCACGGAGAAGAGGAGGGGUCUGUGGGGGGCCACGGAGAAGAGGAGGGGUCUGUGGGGGGCCACGGAGAAGAGGAGGGGUCUGUGGGGGGCCACGGAGAAGAGGAGGGGUCUGUGGGGGGCCACGGAGAAGAGGAGGGGUCUGUGGGGGGCCACGGAGAAGAGGAGGGGUCUGUGGGGGGCCACGGAGAAGAGGAGGGGUCUGUGGGGGGCCACGGAGAAGAGGAGGGGUCUGUGGGGGGCCACGGAGAAGAGGAGGGGUCUGUGGGGGGCCACGGAGAAGAGGAGGGGUCUGUGGGGGGCCACGGAGAAGAGGAGGGGUCUGUGGGGGGCCACGGAGAAGAGGAGGGGUCUGUGGGGGGCCACGGAGAAGAGGAGGGGUCUGUGGGGGGCCACGGAGAAGAGGAGGGGUCUGUGGGGGGCCACGGAGAAGAGGAGGGGUCUGUGGGGGGCCACGGAGAAGAGGAGGGGUCUGUGGGGGGCCACGGAGAAGAGGAGGGGUCUGUGGGGGGCCACGGAGAAGAGGAGGGGUCUGUGGGGGGCCACGGAGAAGAGGAGGGGUCUGUGGGGGGCCACGGAGAAGAGGAGGGGUCUGUGGGGGGCCACGGAGAAGAGGAGGGGUCUGUGGGGGGCCACGGGGCAGAGGAGGGAUUUUGUGGAAUAAUAGGGGUCUGUGGGGGGCCACGCGGGAGAGAAGGGGGCUACGGUGAAGAGGAGGGAAUGUGGGGAUCACUGGGGCGAGGAGGAGGCCGUGGGAGAUAUUGCGGAAAAGAGUUUGGCGAAAUGAAGGUGGGAGGGUGGUGCGUGUGA